Messenger RNA from Aspergillus pseudotamarii, 1520 nucleotides. Its product is annotated as fungal specific transcription factor domain-containing protein. The coding region runs from base 1 to 1371 and encodes 456 amino acids. The record is from RefSeq and is a predicted model, not a curated record. The transcript has 5 exons. NCBI's taxonomy places the organism in Eukaryota, Fungi, Ascomycota, Eurotiomycetes, Eurotiales, Aspergillaceae.
AUGCGAUGGGUUGGUAUUAUUACUCGUAAUUACCCUGGAAUCGUACCCGCCAAUUUAAUCUAUUUUGGGAGAUCUCGCACAAGCGAACCAGUCGAUAAACGUCUGCUUUUGGAGAUUGUCGACCGUCUCAAACGUCUUGAAGAACAAGUUGGUCUGGAGGAUGUUCCAGAAACUGAAGAUAAUGGAGUCGACUCCAUGUCGAUUUCCUCCGUCGGUGCCGAGGCCGCUCAGGUAACAUCCCUAGACGAAGAUCCGGCUCAACUAGUUCCCUCCGUGAUUCGAGAUAUUGUCAAUCGGAUCAACGAUGAAGGCAGUCGAUCUAUGCUUCUCUCCAACGUCUUUUGUCACCUGCGACACGUGGACUCAUGCUAUUUCGAAAGCAAUCCAUGUAUUAAAGCAGUCACCUCUGCUGUCUCGGAGAUUAAACCUAUACAGACCCUCGAAGGGUGUAAUACAGAUCUAGCGUGGAAGGCCUUCAGUCACACAUGCAGGAUAUCAAAGACCCUGGGCUAUUUUACCGUCGAUGAAACACCCAAUGAAGGGGACAACCAAGUCUCCACACCAGCUGGCACUCCACUACACGAAGCUGAAAUAGAGCGGAACCGAAAACGCUUCGGCUUCUGGCACAUCCUUCGAACAGACUGUCUUUUCCGAAAGUCAUUCGGCAAACCGACUCUCAUCCCCGCAGGAUCGUGGAAGGUACAUUUUCCCGAUCCCACGAUCAAUGGCGUGGACGAUGAGUCGUCGCGCUUUAUACAGAUUCAUUUUCUGAUAUCUAUGCGGCUCGGCCUUAUUCUUAGGAAGUAUCUUGAUUGGAUUACUGGUGGUCCGGAUCCGGAUCCGGUUUCGCAUGAUGCUAUCAUUGAGAAUUAUAUCGAUGAGGUGCAGUCUAUAUUGUCGGAUUGGGAUACAGCGAGCCUUCUUCGAACCGCGACAAAUCAUAUCGAUAUCUGGCUCUGCAUCGACGUGCUGAUCGGUAGCUAUGAGAUGCUUAUUGUGCUGUAUCUGUCGAAGAAAUGUGACUCGGGUCAUGCCUUACCAUGCCAAGCCGUUGACCUGGCUAGGAAGUCGCUGAAGACCUUCCAAUCCCUCCUGGGGUCCACAUCGCAUGCGUUCUGGGGAAUCAGUCCUAUCUCCAUGUACCAGUUACUCCCUUUUUUCAUCCUUUGUUUAGACUUCAUAGGGAAUCCAGAUCAUGAAAACCUCGAUGAAGAUCUCGAGUCUGUGGGCUGGAUAUGCGACUAUGUUGAAAUGGUCGCUGAGGGACGGUUCGAGCUGAAGCCGGUCAUUCUUAUCAUAAAGGCCAUGGUGACUGCUUGUCAACAGGCAAAAAUGGACCGUCUUGCACGUUUAGUUACUCCUGGUGAAUAAGCAGACCAUCGAUGUCUGCAUACCUUUCAGAACCUCUAUUUGAGUUUGAAAUAGGACAUUCACAGUCAUUGAGAGAUACAAUCCAUGCCCAUUGUAAGAAAGCACAUUGCUUCGACAAAGUUAGCCUGCACUACUGGAAGCCGGUUGAC